This is a messenger RNA of Penicillium samsonianum, 1755 nucleotides long. Its product is annotated as mitochondrial-processing protease subunit alpha. Gene Ontology annotation, molecular function: metal ion binding; metalloendopeptidase activity. Lineage: Eukaryota; Fungi; Ascomycota; Eurotiomycetes; Eurotiales; Aspergillaceae. The transcript is spliced from 2 exons. The record is from RefSeq and is a predicted model, not a curated record. Bases 1 to 1755 code for a protein of 584 amino acids. Gene Ontology annotation, cellular component: mitochondrion.
AUGCGCCGCACAGCAUUGCGGGCCAUUGAGUCUGCGAAGCCAUUGACACGAGCUCCUCGCGCCGUGUCAAGAAGCCUCUCUACCAUCAAUGACUCGGCCAAGGAUCCCGCCGAGCUAGAACAAAUCACCACACUUCCAAAUGGAGUUCGCGUCGCCACGGAAUCAUUACCGGGUCCCUUCGCUGGUGUCGGAGUCUAUGUCGAUGCCGGAUCUCGUUACGAAGAUGAGAGCCUGCGCGGAGUCAGCCACAUUAUGGACCGUCUAGCCUUCAAGUCUACCAAGGCGCGCACCGGAGAUGAAAUGCUUGAGAUUCUUGAGUCCCUAGGCGGUAACAUCCAGUGUGCCUCAUCUCGGGAAUCGUUGAUGUACCAGUCUGCCAGUUUCAACUCGGCAGUUCCUACCACGCUCGGUUUGCUUGCAGAGACCAUCCGCGAUCCCCUCAUCACCGAAGAGGAGGUUAUCCAACAACUCGCAACAGCGGAGUACGAGAUCGGCGAGAUUUGGGCGAAGCCGGAACUCAUCCUUCCGGAAUUAGUGCACAUGACUGCAUACGCCGACAACACUCUUGGAAAUCCGCUAUUGUGCCCGGAAGAACGGUUAGGCGAAAUCAACAAGGCAGUGGUGGAGCGGUAUAGGGAACUUUUCUUCAACCCGGAUCGGAUGGUGGUUGCGUUUGCCGGAGUGCCACAUGGAGAGGCGGUUAAGCUCACAGAGCAGUACUUUGGCGACAUGAAGCCGAGGGAUAUCAGCAAGACCAAGGGUCCUGUACUGUCAGGCAGCGGAAUCGAAACCACACUGUCUGAUUCCCAAGCGGCCGCCCACGAAGGCCAGGUGCCGACCGUUCCUUCCUUCACGCCCUCAUCGACAAUCAGCAGCCCAGCUGCUUCCCAAAAAACACAAACUUCGCUCCUGUCGAAGCUUCCAUUCCUCAAGAACCUCACUUCCUCCAAGAACUCUAUAGUCGAGCCUCUCCACUCAUCCCUGGUUAAGCCAUCUGCGCUAAACCUCCGGCAACCUGCUCACUACACGGGUGGCUUUAUUGCCCUCCCUUCGAUUCCUCCGCCCGCGAGCCCCAUGCUUCCUCGCCUGAGUCACAUCCACCUUGCAUUCGAGGCUCUCCCAAUCUCCUCGCCGGAUAUCUAUGCUCUCGCUACCCUCCAGACCCUCCUUGGUGGUGGUGGCUCAUUCUCGGCUGGUGGCCCUGGAAAGGGUAUGUACUCGCGACUCUACACUAACGUGCUGAACCAGCACGGUUGGGUCGAGAGCUGCAUUGCUUUCAACCACAGCUACACAGAUAGUGGAAUUUUCGGAAUUUCCGCAUCCUGCAGCCCUACCCGGAUCACGGAGAUGGUCGAGGUCAUGUGCCGUGAGCUGCAGUCCCUGACUUUGGACACUGGCUACAGCUCGCUGCAAGCGCAGGAAGUCAACCGUGCGAAGAAUCAGCUCCGUUCCUCGCUGCUCAUGAACCUAGAGUCUCGCAUGGUCGAGCUUGAGGAUCUUGGACGCCAGGUGCAGGUCCACGGCCGCAAGGUCAGUGUCCGGGAGAUGUGUGAGCAAAUCGAGGCCCUCACUGUUGAGGACCUCCGCCGUGUGGCUCGCAAGGUCUUCGGUGGCCAGGUCGACAACGAGGGUAAGGGCACUGGUAAGCCUACUGUUGUGCUGCAGGAGGGCGAGUUGGAAGGUUACAAGCUCCGGUCCUUCCCCUGGGAGGAGAUCCAAGAACGGAUUUCCCGGUGGAAGCUUGGCCGACGGUAA